AUUGGAUGACAGUAGGAGCUAUAGGUAGGAGCGUAGGUGGGAGUAUAAUUGAAGAUAUUUCUUUUCAUUGUGAUAAGUGGGCUUAUAUUUAAUUUAUUUAAAUGUGUCGUUAGCUGCUUUUUUCCAAUUCUCUAAUGGCGAAUGACAGAGAAGUAUUACGUGAAAUUUGGGAUGGAAAGUUACCAAUCUGCUUUCAAUUACAUCAAGAAGAAAUAAUGGAAAUUCAACAGCCCGAUCCGUUCUAUGUAAUGGUUCCCAGAUUAAGUUAUUUUCCUUUGGUUACUGAUAAGAGUUUCUUUGCAACUUUCCAGAUGAAACGACAUUUUCUAAGAUACACAUCUCAAGAAAAUGCAGAUAAUGAAAUGUGGCUUGACUUCAACGGGCAACCCCUCAAGUGGCACUAUCCUAUAGGGUUUUUGUAUGAUCUCUUUUGCGGAAACGACCCGCAGCUGCCAUGGAACCUCACUGUGCACUUCACCAAGUUCCCAGAAGCUGUGCUCCUACAUUGUCCCAACAAAGAUGUUGUGGAAGCACAUUACAUGUCUACUGUAAAGGAGGCUGAUGUCCUCAAGCAUCGGGGCCAAGUCAUGUCUACCAUGCAGAAAAAAGAUCACAAUCAGUUAUGGCUUGGCUUGCAGAAUGACAAAUUCGAUCAGUUCUGGGCAAUAAACAGAAGAUUGAUGGAGUCGCACGGUGAUAGCGAAGGCUUCAAGCACAUUCCAAUACGAAUAUACUCCGACGACGGAACCUUCAGUCAGCAUCUAGUCAGUCCAAAGAACAGUGAUAAAAGUAGGAAAAUACUCCAGCAGAUGAUAGCAGAACUAUAUCCUGAUAAGCCUGACGUGAAGUUACGGACGCACGGCAUCGUGAUACCGCGCGACGCGCCGCUGCAGUGGCUGUCGGAGCACCUCAGCUACCCGGACAACUUCCUGCACCUUUGCUUGUGCUAACUUUGCUUAAUAGUAACAUAUAUACUUAAUCAACAAUAAAUUUAACGCAUUCCUUAAA
This is a messenger RNA of Cydia pomonella (codling moth), 1008 nucleotides long. RefSeq names its product autophagy protein 5 (gene Atg5). Bases 135 to 950 code for a protein of 271 amino acids. Gene Ontology annotation, biological process: autophagosome assembly; cellular response to nitrogen starvation; nucleophagy. The transcript has 5 exons. Lineage: Eukaryota; Metazoa; Arthropoda; Insecta; Lepidoptera; Tortricidae. Gene Ontology annotation, cellular component: cytoplasm; Atg12-Atg5-Atg16 complex; phagophore assembly site membrane. The record is from RefSeq and is a predicted model, not a curated record.